AUGACCUCCACUGAGGACGGCUCAUACGUCUCAUCUUCAACAAUGGAGCUGAAGCAGCCAGCAUCCACCAUGUCUGUACAGCCUCCUUCAAUCCGUCCUUUUCUUCUUCGUCUUCCUUCUGUCCUUCUCUGUCUUCUCAUCCUAGCUUUCAACCUCUCAAACGCUGAAUACUGCUACAACAUGGGCAACUUCACGGCCGCCAGCACCUAUGCCAAGAACCGCGAGCUUGUCCUCUCUUCUCUCCCUAGCGAUGUGGCUUCAAACGGCGGGUUCCACUCUGGGAAGGUAGGGAACAGCUCGGACGUUGUUUAUGUGCUCAGUUUCUGCAGAGGCGACUCUUGGAACGACUCUUGCUUCAAUUGCUUAAGCUCUGCUGCUGAAGAUUUGAUGAUCAAGUGUCCAAACCAAAAAGCUGCGGUCACCUGGGGGACAGGAGAGCCUCCUUGCAUCAUCCGUUACGCUGAUGGUCCGAUGUAUGGCAAGAAGCUGAUAUUUCCGACACUAAAGUUACCUAACGUAGACAACAUCACGAUGGAUCAGAAUCAGUUCGAUCCAAUACGGAGGAACUUUACGGAUGAGCUGGCAACAAGCGCUUCGAUGGGGACGUCAGAGCUCAAGUUCGCAGCAGGGAGAACGGUGUUGCCGAACUUCCAGACCAUGUUCGCGCUGUCGCAGUGCAGCCCUGAUUUGUCUCAGAUUGAUUGCCAGAGUUGCCUGUGGGAAUGCAUAAAUGAUUAUCAAGAUUGUUGCCAUGGAAGACGAGGCGGGUUUGUUGGCAAGCCGAGCUGCAUUUUCCGAUGGGACUUGUACCCGUUUUUCGAGUCUGAUUCCAUCAAUCUGCUGCCAUCUCCGCCACCACCAACUGCAGUCACCAAGGCCGACCCUGCUGCUCCUCCACCUGCAAAUGCACAAGUCACCAAUGGUUGGUUCAAUUUCAAGGUUACUGCUGAUUUUAAAUUCAUGAAAACCAACUCUCAUUCAAAUUCCGCACCUGCUAAGUGGGAUAAAGUUUUAUCCGAGACACAUGAAAAUUCCUAUCCAUGA
Messenger RNA from Eucalyptus grandis, 1044 nucleotides. Its product is annotated as cysteine-rich receptor-like protein kinase 14. The coding region runs from base 1 to 1044 and encodes 347 amino acids. The transcript has a single exon. NCBI's taxonomy places the organism in Eukaryota, Viridiplantae, Streptophyta, Magnoliopsida, Myrtales, Myrtaceae. The record is from RefSeq and is a predicted model, not a curated record.